UGCCAAUGGCUACAGCACACGGUGUGCUCCUCGUUUCUGUUUCUGGAGGUACCAAGCAUCACCAGGGCGGCAAUGGCGCCUCCCAUCUCAGCAUCACAAAGCACAAUCACCAUUCUGAAGAUUUUUCCAAAACCUCCUGCACCUGAUACCAGCAGCAAUAACUUCACUGUUGGGGCCAAAUUCGACAACAGGAGGGCACUUUUAUGUGGCUUGGUCGCUGCUGCUGCUGGCACCGUGCUGAGCCCUGACAUCGCCGGUGCUGCUUCGAAGAGGCGGCCUCCACCACCAGGGCCGGCAGAGGAGAAGAAAGACCCGAAUGUUAGCGGUGUGCAGGCUAAGGUGCUUGCCAGCAGGAAGAGGAAGGAGGCCAUGAAGGAAGCUGUGGCCAAGCUGAGGGAGAGAGGUAAGCCAGUCGAUAAGUGAAGGCCAGAUUGCCAGAACCAGUAGCCUCAUUAUGGCUCGAGAAAUGUAACUUACUGAUAAUAAUAUAAUUGUUACUCGUUUGAUGUGUACAGUUGAGAAUAAAAUACAACUAUCUUGCUUGGAUGCAUUUUGUUCCAA
This is a messenger RNA of Sorghum bicolor (sorghum), 561 nucleotides long. RefSeq lists its product as uncharacterized. Lineage: Eukaryota; Viridiplantae; Streptophyta; Magnoliopsida; Poales; Poaceae. The record is from RefSeq and is a predicted model, not a curated record. The coding region runs from base 73 to 423 and encodes 116 amino acids. The transcript has 2 exons.